CCCCUGCGCUAUAAAAUGAUGCAGUUUUCCUUUUGAAUGUUACCAUCAUAACUUGCUCUACCUAGAACAAUGUUGAUCAUUUUUUUCAUUAUGUGUUUCAUUCCUCACUCACUUGUUUUCUCACUUCCCGAUCCAUACACCAUAUUUUCUAAGCUCAACCUUCCUCCAGGUGUAAUUGGGGUUGGUUCAGUGUCCUUGGAUCCAUUGAAUCAAGGUCCCUAUGUAGGUACUAGUGAUGGCAGAAUUCUCAAAUACAAUGGUACUGAUUUUUUGGAUUUUGCUUAUCUCUCUCCAAACAGGUCCAAGCAGUUAUGUGAUGGUACAACAGAUAUUAGUUUGGGCGUGACAUGCGGAAGGGCAUCAGGGAUUACUUUUGACUUGGAAACCGGAGAUCUUUACGUUGUGAAUGCUUACGGGGGAUUAUAUGAAGUCGGACCCCAAGGCGGUCAAGCCACACUAAUUGUCACUGAUGCAUAUGGCGUACCAUUCAACUUUCUUAAUGACUGCGUUUUUGAUAAUUUCAGAAGAGUUGUUUACUUCACAGAUUACAGUUUGGUAUACAACAUCACGUAUAAUCUUCUUGGACGUCCUCCUCCUCCAGGAGAUUCAACCGGAAGAUUAUUAGAAUAUGACAUCAGAACAGGAGAAGUGAUGGUACUGCUAGACGGCAUUCCCAGUCCAACAGGACCCGCAGUUAACCCAGACAGCACUUUUAUAGCAUAUGGUUCUGCUACCACUCAACAAAUUUUCAGGUUUUCCUUCAUGGGGCGAAUAAACGAAGUUCUACUACCCAAAUUACCUGGUGCUCCUGCCAAAAUAAAGAAAGCAGUAAAUUUUGGAUAUUUUUGGGUGGCAGUAAACCAAGUGGUUCAGCAGCAACCUAAUCCUGUGGUUCAGCCGUACGGUUAUAAGUUUAAUUUAUAUGGUAACGUAGCUCUGAUCAAGAAUUUCACUGCGGAAUACAGUAACACUCAAGUGGAUGUUGUGCAAGAGUACUAUAAUCGUUCUCAAGGAGCUGGAACCUUGUACGUUGGCCCGCGCGUUGCAAGUUUUGUUGGUAAGUACACAGAAUAGAGAAUAGUGACCCCAUGUACACCAUUUAUUUUUUGAAAAAUAGUCAUUUGGGCUGGCAGUUCAAAAUCAUGCUCUUGUACUACAAAUUACGACAAUGGCGUAAUCCCAUUAAUAAAGGGCCAUUUUAACCAAUAGUAUGUUGACAUAGCCUUGUAAUUUGCAAGUUUUUAGUACGAGAAUUGUUUAUUCGGUA
Messenger RNA from Oldenlandia corymbosa var. corymbosa, 1267 nucleotides. NCBI's taxonomy places the organism in Eukaryota, Viridiplantae, Streptophyta, Magnoliopsida, Gentianales, Rubiaceae. The record is from the annotation of a GenBank genome assembly.